This is a messenger RNA of Chanos chanos (milkfish), 1593 nucleotides long. RefSeq names its product forkhead box J2 (gene foxj2). Gene Ontology annotation, cellular component: nucleus. The transcript has 10 exons. Gene Ontology annotation, molecular function: DNA-binding transcription factor activity, RNA polymerase II-specific; RNA polymerase II cis-regulatory region sequence-specific DNA binding. NCBI's taxonomy places the organism in Eukaryota, Metazoa, Chordata, Actinopteri, Gonorynchiformes, Chanidae. The record is from RefSeq and is a predicted model, not a curated record. The coding region runs from base 1 to 1593 and encodes 530 amino acids. Gene Ontology annotation, biological process: regulation of transcription by RNA polymerase II.
AUGACUUCAGACUUGGAUUCCAGUUUGACAAGCAUUGACUGGUUACCCCAACUGGGAAUCAGCACCCUCCGCUCCGGCAAAGAGAGAGGGGAGAGGGAGAGAAAGAGAGAGCGAGUGAGAGAAAGAGACAUCCCUCCGUCCAUCCCCACAUCCUCUCCUCCUUCAAACUCCAAAGGGAAGCCCCCCCACAGUUACGCCACCCUCAUCGCCAUGGCGAUAAGCUCCGCCCCCGAGAAGAAGCUGAGCUUGAACGACAUCUACACAUGGAUCAGCGACACGUUCCCCUACUACAGCAGGGCGGGCCGCGGAUGGAAGAACUCCAUCCGACACAACCUGUCUCUCAACAAAUGCUUCCGGAAAGUUCCUCGACCACAAAAUGACCCAGGAAAGGGCUCCUAUUGGACUAUGGACAGUCCACCUGACACACCUGAACCCCAAGCCCAGCCCAGAGGAGUCAAACGUCCGUAUCCUAAAGAAGAAGAAGAGGAGGAGGUCGAAGUCCCUCAGAUACCCCCAUCUCAGGAGAACAAGCCACAUGCUGUUCCUCACCAGGAGCUGAAUCCGGCCGUGCCCCCCCAGAAAAGCAUAAUGACCCCCCCUCCGUGCAAGUCGUCCCCAGUGCUCCCCUCUUCCCAGUCCUCCGUCGACGCCCCGCUCCGUUUCUCCUUCUCUGACCUGGAUCUCCCCGAUCUCUACGCCUCCUUCCAGUCUCUCUGCCGCAGCAUGAGAGAGAGAGUCUCCUCGCACUCGGACAGCCUCACUAUCCCUGGGAUGACCAACGACAGUGCUCCUCUGCACACACCAACCCUCCUUCCACUCUCUCCCAAUCCAUGCCCAAACCCCAAACCAAAUCCUAAUCCCAAUGCCAAUCCCAACAUUAAUCCCAACCCAAACUGUAACCCAAACUUUAACUCUAACCAAAACUUUUUGCCCAAUCCCAAUCUCAGUCUCAAUCCCAAUCCAAAUCCCAAUCCCAAUCCCAAUCCCAAUCCAAAUCCAAACACUAACCCAAACUCUGAAGCAGACAAACUCAUAAACAACGUUGUUCCUGCGGACUGGUUCACUAACACAGACUCUCUGAGGCAGAGUUUUCGAAUUGCCAGCAGCCUGGACUGGUCUAACAUAGACCUCACUUCCCAUCCAGACCUGGUGGAAAGCAUGAGGCAAGCGGAGCUCUGUGAUUGGGCGCUGGAUCCCGCCCUCUUCACCUCGCUCUGCGAUUCGCUCAACCGCUUCUUCACUCAGAAAGGUUUGAUUGGUUCCUCUUCUGGGACGACCUCGUCCCUGAAUCAGCUAGCCCCGCCCCCUCUCAGCGUCCCCUCGGCCGCGCCCCCGUCAGCGGCAGGCCUGACGCACCCUUCAGCGCAGGCGUACCCCACCCAGACCCCCAGCUAUGCAGCAGGACCAAGGCGGACCCUGACCCCCCAGGGACAAAAUCAAAUUCUCCACAGACAUGACGUCCCCCAGACGGCCACUAACCCACUUCUCCAACCUAACGCGCACCCAGAUUCCAGCCAGAGAAUCCGACCGCCGAUGAAACACACCAACAGUGAGGAGAUUCCAGACGAGUUCAACUGGGAUUUGAUUGCCUGA